GCCGGCGUGGGAAAGCCAGGCAGAGCCGGAGCUCAUACAUACAGGCGAGCGGGGACCGCACUGAGUGCUGCAUACACAGGCCGACCCGGGGAAUAUAUGGAGGAGAGAGGGGGAGAGAAAAAAAGAAGAAGAAAGAAAGAAGAAACUGCAAAGAGGAGCGUGGUUUCGGAGGGGCUAUAUCACGCGUUUGCCUUUGUCCUGUGACCCCCUCCCUCCUGCUACUCCUCUUAUAUCCCCUCCGCCUCCUCCACACCCUCGUCCACACAAAGUUAAAGCAGUGAGAGUGUGUGUGAGUUUUCGUACAACCCUCCACCCCCACCAUUACCACCCCCUCCCCUUGUUUGAGUGUCUCUGCCGGGCUGCUGUCUGUCUGAGGCAUGGGGGGUUAGAGCCUGCACCGUCCAACUACCUGUGUGGCCCCUGCAUGGAGGAGCACCGCCGCCGACAGGGAUGCGUUUGACGCACGGGGACACCGCAUCCACAGACGCGAAUGCCUCCCCAGCGUUCCCUUCACGGACAUGCCGGCGUCACGACAAUUAUUGACUACGUAAGAAAAAGGCAUGGUGGCAUGUGCCAACCUUUUUCUGUGAAUAUGCCUUUGUGAAGUCUCUGGCUCGCCACACUCGCCGGGAUUCCCCCGCAAUACUUUCAGCAAGAGACGAGACUAAAACAAAUCUGCAAAAAUGGACAGAGAGAGUAUUGGCACGCAGUAUGAGCAGGUGGCCGAGAUCGGAGAAGGCGCCUAUGGAAAAGUGUACAAGGCGAGGGAUCUGAAGAACGGGGGUCGCUUUGUAGCCCUAAAAAGAGUUCGAGUCCAGACGGAGGAAGAGGGGAUGCCUCUCUCCACUAUCCGGGAGGUGGCGGUACUGAGGCAGCUUGAAGCCUUCGAGCACCCCAAUGUUGUCAGGUUGUUUGAUGUGUGUACAGUCUCUCGGACUGACCGAGAAACCAAACUCACGCUGGUCUUUGAGCAUGUGGAUCAGGACCUGACCACCUACCUGGAGAAGGCCCCUGACCCCGGAGUGCCACCCGAGACCAUCAAGGAUAUGAUGUACCAGCUGCUCCAGGGCCUGGACUUUCUGCACUCGCACCGCGUAGUCCACCGUGACCUAAAACCCCAGAAUAUACUGGUCACCAGUGGGGGACAGAUCAAACUGGCCGACUUCGGCCUAGCCCGCAUCUACAGCUUCCAGAUGGCGCUCACCUCUGUGGUGGUGACGCUGUGGUACAGAGCUCCAGAAGUCCUGCUCCAGUCCAGUUACGCCACACCGGUGGACCUGUGGAGUGUCGGGUGCAUCUUUGCUGAGAUGUUCAGGAGAAGGCCGCUGUUUCGAGGGAACUCGGACGUCGAUCAGCUGGGCAAGAUUUUUGAUGUUGUUGGGGUACCCUCAGUAGAGGACUGGCCCCAGGAGGUGGCCCUGCCACAGAGUGCCUUCACCCCUCGGCGCCCUAAGCCAAUAGAAGACCUGGUUCCAGACAUGGACGAACAAGGACAGGCCCUCUUAAUGCAAUUCCUUGCCUUCAACCCUUCCAGGAGGAUAUCAGCCUUUGCUGCGCUGAGCCACCCGUACUUUCAGAGCGUGGACAGCCACAGUAGGAGUGUGUACGCAGCCCAGCCCAUCCCCAGCAACAAGCCCACUAUGGAGGAGAGGACUGCCUGACAGUCCUCCUUACACCCUCAGUCAUCCCACUCGGAGCCUAUAAAAAAAAAAAAAGCAUUCGGCCUCACUGCUUCACGGUCCUGCUUCAUUUUUUCACAGCAUUCAAAUCAAACCGUGUGUUUAAUUUACAGUUCUUGACACUGAUCAGCAGAUAAAUAUGAGAUAGAAUGCAUUUAUUAGACCUUUGGCAUCUGUGUAGCUGGAUAUGCAUCAGUGAAGACCUUUCUUUUACAAGAGUGAUGAGGCCGCGGGUGUUAAUGCUUUUACACCCUCUCAUGUUGUACUGUUAUCCUGUUUUUUUUGUUAAAUAACUUUUUCAAAAUGAGUUAGUUUUCAUAGUUGCGAUCCGCUCCUGCUGCAGAUGCAUGUAUCUAAAACUCACAUCUUCAUUAUACACACACACACAAACAAGUGGUUCUAUCAGUUGAGACAAAGCAAGUUUCUCUGAUAAUCAGUGUCAAAAAAACAACAAAACAACAAAACUGUUUAUUCAGUGUCGCAUUUAAACUCGGAAGCAAAACACGAAAUGGACCAAAGGGGGCAAAUACUUUUUUUAUAGUCCAUGUACAGCACUGUGGGGACGUACUCAGAAAAUGAGGGUAUCGAUCGUGUCAAGAAGGAUGACACUCAACACUCUUCCCCUCCCUGAACAAUGCACAAAGCUAUCCUCCUUCCAUGAACUGAUGGAUUGUAAAUGCUGCUUUUUUUUUGUUUAGGUUGAAAGUUGAUGAUGGACUGUGUUAACAAUGCAAAGAGACUUGCAUCUCAGACUGGCUGGUAGUAGUGGACGGAAAAACGGUGCAGAUGCCUCUCCCCGUGACCGGUGUUCAGCCUUGCAAGAGCCCUCUCCACUGGGCCUCUCCACCCAGACCGUGCAGGAGUUGUUGUGUUUUUUUGUUUUUUUUACGUGGAUCUUGUCCACGUUCCAUGCUCGCUGGUUUAUGUGUUGGUAUCAGCAACACUGUGUGUGUGUGUAUGUGUGUGUGUGUGCACUAUCUGACUCAAGCACACUCACGCCAUUCUAAAAGCGUCUCAAGCCAACCACUUGCUGCCAUGUCGAGACUUAUCAUUCCAGUUCUAUGUAUAAUAUCACUGCCACCCUGAGGACGUCCUAAGUAACUGCAGACCAGUAGCAGGAUUCUAAUGGUUUCUGCAUCCCUCCGCGGGACUCGUCACAUCGGGCUGAUAACGGUGCUGAGACAAUGAUGAAAGAACCCUAUAGAAAAGUUCUUGCCACUCACUCGGUGUUCAUGACUUGCUUUGUGCUCGGCCACCGUGGGCGUUUUAUCAUUAUGAAAUACAAUUAUUAUUUACUAUCUGAUACAGUAAUGCACAGGCUUGCAAUAGGUGGUGACCGUCCCACCAGCACUACUCAACAUGGAAACAUUUUGGCAUAGUAUUGUCACCAAUAUUCUGUAUUUAAAUUUAAUUUUAUUGACAAGUCUUAUAUGCUUGUUUUUAUCAAGUUAUUAGAUUUUCUUUUUGUUUUCGAUGCUGGGGCGUACACUAUUCUUACACCAAUUACACCGAACUCCUUAGAUGAUUAUAGGCUUUGUGUGAGAAUAGAUUGACAAUGUAAGGAAUGUAUAAAGGAUAGGCAUUGGUACUGUACAGUAUGUAGUGCAGAGUUCAAGCUGUAAUGGUAGAAAUCUUUUGAUACGUGCAUCAUGUUUUUAAAGUGGAUAGCUGUAGAGGAGCGAGCGAGGGUCAGAGGAAUGUUGUAUGGCAAGAGCUUUUUUUUAUUUCCUAUUGACAAUGUUGAGCGGGUUUCUGUGGGUGCUUGCUGAAUUUCAUUUACUUUUAAUUGAACGUGACUGCCUGUUCUACCGUGGUUUUUAUGUUGAAACAAUGCACAAAUAUUUUAUGUAGAGUUUUGUUUUUUUCUUUUGCUUUAUUUUACAGUUUGUCCUGUUUUAUUCAAGUUCAGUUCUUACCAGCAAGGAAAAAAAAAACAAGUUAUGCAGAGUUGUAUUUUUGUAUGUAAUAGUUCUUGCAGAACAGUAACAUAUUUUAACACUGGUUUACGUUUUCUUAACAGGUAGUGCUGCUAGCACACACACAGACACACACACUCUAACUUUCUCAGGACGUCCAAAUCCUCUUGGACACAGUUUGCACAUCCUUGGGCUACUAACUGACCACAUCACAACUCUUUCAGGUUUUCUUUCGAGCUGUUCCACGAUCGUGUCGUCGAUCUCAGUCUACUGUCAUUCCUGUUUAUCAAAUAUAUGUUACUGUAGUCAUUACUGUCUGAGGAUAACUGCCUGUAUGAACUGUUUUUGACAGAAGCCUUUAAUUGUUAGAAAGCGAACACAAUGUAGAUCCAAGUAUAACUGUUUGCUUGACUAAGCACUGUGUGGAUUUUAUGUUUGAAUAAUAAUAAUGACUCUUAUCUGGUGUCAGUGGUGCAUUCAGUGCAAAUGACAGCUCCAAAUACUUUAGGCGUAGAGGUUUACAAUUUAAAGAAAUUACUGCCUUAGUCUCAUUACACUUGAUACAAUCACUGUAACCUUUUCCUAUGAGUUGAUCAGCUUGUGAUACAUUUCAAUCUUGUAACAUAAAAGUGAAGUCCACUGUCGAGCAUCGAGAACUGUCACUUGAGACCUUGAUCCAUCGUAUAUACUCACAUCACACACACACACACGUUGUUUUUAACAUUAAAUUGAGAUGAGGAACAUCAGUCAUGGCAUUACACUCAUGUAUGAAUACAGACGUUGGUGUCUUAUUAUUGUGUCGCACCAGUUGAAUAAAAAAAACAGCUUUUUA
Messenger RNA from Solea senegalensis (Senegalese sole), 4427 nucleotides. It is a transcript of the gene cdk6, whose product is annotated as cyclin-dependent kinase 6. The transcript is spliced from 8 exons. Lineage: Eukaryota; Metazoa; Chordata; Actinopteri; Pleuronectiformes; Soleidae. The record is from RefSeq and is a predicted model, not a curated record. Gene Ontology annotation, molecular function: ATP binding; cyclin-dependent protein serine/threonine kinase activity; cyclin binding. Gene Ontology annotation, biological process: G1/S transition of mitotic cell cycle; protein phosphorylation; signal transduction. Gene Ontology annotation, cellular component: cytoplasm; nucleus; cyclin-dependent protein kinase holoenzyme complex. Bases 684 to 1661 code for a protein of 325 amino acids.